GGGUACAUAAGCACCAGAUCCACCCCUCUUUCUCUCUCUCUCUCGUGGACUUUGGUUUCUCCGUUUAUCAAUAAUGGCACCGGCAGCAGCAACAGCGGCGUCGAGAGGAUGGGUGAGAAACCUUCCAUCAAUAGCAUCUCGUAUCUACUUCUUCCUUGUCAUUCUUCAGGUCCCCCUUUUCAGGAUCCCAUGCAGAUCUGGAAUGUGUUCGACACCGAUUCAUGUGACAUCGUCUCAAUUGAUUGCAAGUGAGAUAUUUCCAGCUCCUGUAGUGAAAGCUCUUCUUUAUCCUGGAGCCAUUGCAAAUGGUCUUGUUAGGAACAUGACUGUUCCAAGCUGGAACAGCCUUUUAGAUAUCUAUAACUUGACCAAUGCUAAAGAAGCCCCUGCUGUCACUGAUCUCCAGCGCUUAGAGGUUCUUGCAGGAAGCUAUUUUUCUGUGGCAGGAGCACUUGUGGGCAUUUUGAAACCUGGGAGAAUGAGCAUGUUUGGAACACUCUUGGUGAUUUGGGGCCUUGUCAAGGAGGGCAUUCUAGGAAAGCCGAUUAAUACUGAUCCUUCUAAAGCAGUCUACGUCUAUCCAACAAUGGUGCUUGCAGUGAUCUGCGCAUUCUCAUCCGUUAAGUAUGACGCGAAGAAGGUUGUGAGAAGUGCCCCCGCUCGGCCUAUUGCAAAGCCUCUGCAGAGCUCCUCAAAAUCUAAGCUGAAAUGAGUUAAACGAACACCUUUGUAUUAAUUUUUUCUUUUCUUUUGGUUAGAGCUUCCUAUGAAGGAUGAGUCUAAUAUGUGUUACUGCUGAAAUCAUUUUUCAACACGUAAACUACUUCUGAUAUAAUUGAAGUUCACUGAUAUGUUGAUUAGGGACUGAGGUCUAGAAGAUGAAGAUGAUUUUCAAUCUUAUGGAGAUGUUUAUAGAGGAAAUGGAAAAAUAUUUCUUUGAGCUUCCA
Messenger RNA from Ricinus communis (castor bean), 947 nucleotides. RefSeq lists its product as uncharacterized. Bases 74 to 712 code for a protein of 212 amino acids. The record is from RefSeq and is a predicted model, not a curated record. Lineage: Eukaryota; Viridiplantae; Streptophyta; Magnoliopsida; Malpighiales; Euphorbiaceae. The transcript has 3 exons.